GUCGACAUAAAUGCAUAUAUUUGCAAGGAAACAACAAUCAAUGAAGUUAAAAAUAAAUCAGAAUCAAAGAGUACAUAUCUACACUAAAAAGAGUGAAUAACAAUCCAGUGAAAAAAAUCACAGUUGUAGAGUUUUUAUAGCUGCAUCAUAGCUAUGGUGACUAGUCAUCAUAAGUUCACCAAACACUCUGUCCGCAACAUCUGUAUCAGUUUGUACCCGUUGGUAGUGAUGUUCGACCAGUCUGCAGUUUUCGUCACCACCAGGUCCGUUCGGAGAAACUGGAUGAGAACUUUUCAAGCUAAGAUUGACAUUGUGUUCCUUCGACCGUAUUGAGAAAUAUCUGAGGAUGGAUACAUAUCAGAUAAAUUUAUCUUACCUCUGGUGAACAAUUCCUUAUCUUAGCUACACUGAAUAUGUGAACUAGGGAGGGAACAAUCACAGAGUUGGAGAAAUUCCAUAGAUUAGUCUUCUAUAUAUUCCACGAUAGAUUUCAGGAAUUGUGUAACUUCCAAAUCACCUGUCACAUUUUCUCUUCUGUAAAAAGCAAAUAUUAUACAAGUGACUCUUAUCUAUCCAUUACAACCAACUGAAAGAGAUAAAAUCUUCAAACUUUAUACUUCUUUGAUUAAGUUAGCCAGGAAUAUUCUCCUCGUGAGUGGAUCAAAUGCUUAUUACAUCUGUGAAACUUAUACACAUGUUAACUUGUUCCCUUCGGCUAAAAAAUAUAAUGUCUAUUCGCUUUUAUUGUUGUUAUUUCAAAGCCCGCCUCAGUAACGUACGACACGUAUUAGCCGCAACGUUUACGCAAAGGAAAGUCUACCAAUCACAGUGUGCGUAAGUGACCUUCAAGUGCUCAGCCUCUCCGUAAGCCAUUUGUGCCGCUAUCCUCUGUCUUUGUGCUGCCGUCCUCUGUAGACAGGGACUAUGAUGUUGCAAUCGAGUAUUUUGUGUGAUGGUGAUUGUGUAGAUUACGGAAAUAAGCACAUUUGGUUCGUUUAUGUGUUUCCCUCUAAUACUUUGCAGGUCUAGUCUUCUUGAUGAAGCUACUCAUAAAGCUGCAGUGGCGCUAUCACGUUCCAAAACGCUCAUUGUUUUGGGAGAUGAGGAGUGCGGAAAAAGCACUCUUAUUGCCCGACUACAAGGGACUCAUGAUCAGAAAAAGGGAUAUGGACUGUACUUCACUGUGUUAGAUAUCAAGGAUGAAGAGAGGGAUGAUCAGACGGAAUUAAAAGUAUGGUUAUUGGAUAGCCAUGCUGUUCACAACCAACUUUUUAAAUUUGCAGUUGAUGCAGAAUCUUUCGGGGAUUGUUUCGCUAUGAUAUGUGUGAGCAUGGCGGAACCGUGGAAGAUAAUGAACAGUCUUGAAGAGUGGGUCACUGUUCUCAGAAAGCUUAUCGACCAGCUGAAGAUUCCAGAGCAGAAGCUUCAAAAGUGCAAGGAUAACGUUUUGCGCCAUUUCCGUGGUUACCUGGAGCCAGACGUACUAGCCAAGAAAAGUCAUGUUUCCUCUAUUUCCAUGUCUAAAAUUGAACACUCUGAUACGAAGCCAGCUGACACAGCGAGAAAACUAACUCGAGUACAUCCUGCAACAGUUGCUUUGAUCUCAAAUACUUUGCGCGAAGUACCUGAUAAAAAUUCGGAAUCUGCAGUGGAGUGUGUUGAAACUUCUUCAGAGUCAAAUUCUAAUGAGAAUACUUUGUGUAACAACUUGGGUAUUCCAAUAGUUGUAGUUAUAACAAAGGCUGACACUAUGAACAAUUUGGAAAAACAACACAAAUUUACGGAAGAAUACUUUGACUUUAUUCAGAUGCAUGUUCGUCGCUUUUGUUUAUCUUAUGGAGCAGCUUUGUUUUACGUGUCAGUGAAAGAUGAUAAGAAUUGUGAUUUACUAAAUCGUUAUCUUCAAAGUCGUAUAUAUGGCUUUCCUUUCACUCAAACAGCUUAUGUCGUUGAAAGGGAUUGCAUUUUUGUUCCAGCUGGAUGGGAUAAUGGAAAAAAGAUUGGAAUUUUGCAAGAAAAUCUUACUGAAAUUAAACCUCUUAGUCUUUAUUCUGACGUAAUACCACAGCCACAAAAAGAUACAGCCGUUCGUGAAUUGGAAGUGGCUAUCCAAGAUGAUCAGACAUUUCUAACACGCCUCAUGGUAAAUUUACAAAGGGAUGGCGCGCAACCAAAUUCACCUGUCCCUGGUAGUCCAGAUUCUGUUACGGAUCAAAUAUCAACACCGACUGCUCUAUUGAAUUCACCUGCAGUUGUUGGAAAUCGAUCAGUUUCUGGAUCACCCCGUACAUCUGCGAGCAGAACAAAGCCUGUGACAACUGGUGGUGGACCUACACCGACUGCCGGUACAGGGACUGGGGCAUCUGAAGGUGUUCUAGCCAACUUCUUUAACAGUUUGCUUAGUAAACGUGGAACUGGUGUCAGUUCAAAUAUCUCUUUAAACUCUUCAGGUUCGUUAGACAGAUCAUCCAUGUCUCAGAAAGAUAUUCAGUCUGAACUGGAAAGACUGGCACGUGGUUCUCGUGAAGUUUCAAAUACAACAGAUUGUGCUAUUGAACAACUGGUGAAUGAAAGCCAACAAAAAUUGCAAGUGUCUAAAUCUUCUGAAUCACCUAAAUUCUCAUCAAGAAAUAAUGCAUCAGAAAACGCAAAUGAAGCUUAGGUGUUUAAUUCAGCUUCCCUUACACAUAUAUGAAUUGUCACCCUAUAACCUUCAUCACAACGAAUUUUGUGUUAUAAAAUAAAAGUUUUCUUCAUUCAUCAAGU
Molecule: messenger RNA, 2766 nt
Organism: Trichobilharzia szidati
Lineage: Eukaryota; Metazoa; Platyhelminthes; Trematoda; Strigeidida; Schistosomatidae
Source: the annotation of a GenBank genome assembly